AUUGUACACUCGAUGGCGGAUUUUCGACAGUAACACUAGCAUUUUCGCGCAGGUCAAGUGAAGACGAUAUGGCUCUCGCGAAAAAUCACAGAAAUUUCCUAGAAAUUACCAUCAUUUUGCAUUUUCUGAGCUGUGCAACAGCCUGCCAGAGUGAUGGGAAACAACAUCUCCAAAUGAUAAAAAAUUUAGAGGAAGGAGGCUUCCUUAAGUCAGAAUCAGUGAGAACGGUUAUGAAGAAUGUGGAUCGUAGAUGUUUUGUUGCUACGGACACAUAUGAAAAUCGGUCAAAAUCAAUUGACAUUGGUCGCACUCCCAACAGUGUUAUAUUCCCAGCCCCUUAUAUACAUGCAUCUAUUCUGGCUGCACUGCGUGGCACCAUCAGAGCUGGAUCAGUCAUUUUAGUUAUUGAACAAGGCACUGGAUACAUGACAGCAUGUUUAGCGCUUAUGGCAGGGGAAAAAAGUGUCACAGUAUCCUCUCUACAUGAUAAUCAAUUACGUACACAUGCUACAACGAAUAUCAAAAACUGGUUGAAGGAUGAGAAAAUAGAUAAUACGUAUCACUUGGAGGUGGGGAAGCAAAUUAAACUUAUAACCGAUGAUGCGCUAAACAAAAUGUUACUCAAUACAAGAUAUAAUGCUAUUUAUAUUCGUUCAACUCAUGGAAGUGAUGUGUACCAGUUACAAAUGCAACUCACUCGAGGAGGUCGUUUAGUUUGCUUACAAGGAGCUGAUAAGGGUGAACAGCAAUUGUAUCAAAUAGAUCUCUUAUAUACUGGUAAAUUUCAAAGGACGAAUUUGGCCGAAUUCAAAAAUUUUGAGCCAGAUUACAGCCAGACCACAAGUGAAGAAAUUACACCCCCUCGGCACACACAGCAUGCACCAAGUAACCAGAGAUGCGAAAUGUGAGGUGGACUAAGAUCAAUUCGAAAUAGGUCAGCUAACUGGUUAUCAGAGUUCCCAGUAGUCACGUUGAUUGUUAUGGGAAAUAUCUAUCUCCUUGCUAAGGUCAACUAAGAUUUAUUAUGUUUUUAUACUUCUCUGUAUUUGACUCUUAUAACGAAAUCCAUGUUAUCUCAAGAAUACGACGUCACUCUAACUGAUCGCGCUUGUUACCGUUAUUUGCGAACAGCUCACCCAGCAAAACUGGGUUAGACCUUUCUCCAUACUCAACUUUAUCGUCGUCUCUUCAUUUCAAAGCAGAUUAUUUGAUCCGGACUACUU
Molecule: messenger RNA, 1223 nt
Organism: Trichobilharzia regenti
Lineage: Eukaryota; Metazoa; Platyhelminthes; Trematoda; Strigeidida; Schistosomatidae
Source: the annotation of a GenBank genome assembly